Penicillium crustosum is the source of this 1641-nucleotide messenger RNA. RefSeq lists its product as uncharacterized. The transcript is spliced from 3 exons. Gene Ontology annotation, biological process: carbohydrate metabolic process. Gene Ontology annotation, molecular function: hydrolase activity, hydrolyzing O-glycosyl compounds; chitin binding. The record is from RefSeq and is a predicted model, not a curated record. The coding region runs from base 1 to 1641 and encodes 546 amino acids. NCBI's taxonomy places the organism in Eukaryota, Fungi, Ascomycota, Eurotiomycetes, Eurotiales, Aspergillaceae.
AUGGUCCAUUGCUUGACCCUAGGCUGGAAAGCCUCGUAUCUCUUUUUGAUCGUCCUAUAUUCAUGUCUUUUUGCUACUCUUUUCAGGUCUUCCGAGCGGCCCAUACCACCAUCCAACAACUUAUUUGAAGACAGUGACAAUUACGAUACCAAUCUCUCUCACUUUGUCCGCCGUGAUGGUGGAAGCCCCUGUACUAAAGAAAAACCAUGCUCUAAUGGCGCAUGCUGUGGGCCUUUCUAUGGAACGAGAACAGGCACUUGUGGCUACGGCGAAACAUUCUGUGGUACAGACUGCACGUCCAACUGUGAUGCAAAACCUACCUGCGGAAAAGACGCGAAUCCUGUGGGCAAGACAUGUCCUUUGAAUGUCUGCUGCUCCGAGUUUGGCUUUUGUGAAUCAACAGAUCAGUUCUGUGAUGUGAAUUUUGGUUGUCAAAGCAACUGUGGCCACCCUGAUCCACCUCCUGGGAAGGCUGACAAGUCUGUCCUAAAGAGCAAGGUCAUCGGAUAUUACGAGUCAUGGUAUGCCCUAAAGGAUUGCCACCAAUUCCCUCCGUCUGCUGUUCCAGUAGAAGGCCUCACACACGUCAACUUUGCGUUUGCAUAUGUAGACCCAAACUCUUACGAUGUUGGGCCCAUGAGCUCAGACACCCCUGCUGAGCUCUUUACACAGACAGCUGUUGUGCGGACACUCAAGUCUGGCAACGGAGAUCUAGAGGUGUUUGUAUCCAUUGGUGGAUGGAUCUUCUCAGACAACAAGACAGAGACACAACCUGUGUUUGGCGAUAUCGCUUCAUGUGAGUACUCCCAGGCCAUCUAUCCAUCAUUGACUAAUUUCAGUAAAGCACCCCCAAAACGGCAGAUAUUUGCGAAAAACCUCGUGAAAUUUAUGCAACACUACGGCUUCGAUGGCGUGGACAUUGAUUUCGAGUAUCCCGGUGCUAGUGAUCGUGGUGGAAAGGAGGAAGACGUGGAGAACUAUGUGAAGCUCUUUGAAACACCCCGGCAUACCUUUGACGCUUCGGAAAAAGGUAAUUAUGGCCUGUCAUUUACCAUACCUUCUUCAUACUGGUAUCUGAGAUGGUUUGAUUUCAAGGGAAUGAUGAAACAUGCCGACUGGGUGAAUCUGAUGAGCUAUGAUCUUUAUGGAGUCUGGGACCGCGAUGAUCCUAUUGGAAGUAUUGUUCUCGCACACACGAAUUUGACUGAAAUAAAGGAGGCUGCUGAACUGCUCUGGCGUAACAAUGUGCCCCCUGAAAAGGUCGUGCUGGGAUUGGGAUUCUACGACCGCUCAUUUCAGUUAAAAGACAAGAAGUGCUCGGAUGCUGGGUGUGCCUUUGCAGGAGCAGCCAACAAAGGAUCCUGCACCGAUAACGCUGGCACGCUGGCCUACUUUGAGAUUCAAGACAUCAUCAGAGAUCAGAAGCCUAAGAUUAUCCACGACAAGGAAGCCGCAGUCAACUACAUUGUAUUUGACGAUGAUCAAUGGGUCAGCUUUGACAACAAUGAGACCUUCAAACAGAAAGUCGACUGGGCCGAUUCUGUUGGCCUGAGAGGAGUCAUGAUAUGGUCUAUUGAUCAGGAUGACAAUGACUUCUCUGCUCUGACAGAUCUGCUGGGCCGAAGUCCUGGUGACUUUUGA